UUCAUAUCAUCUAUAUUACGGAGAAAACGUCACAAACAAGAUAACUAUGCCUCUCAUGGAAGUUAAAAAAGGGAACUAUGGAUGGUUUAAAAGGGCACAGAGCUGAACCAGGUCUGUAUGUCAUAAUACCGUGCUACAGCUAAAAUGGCAUCCCUCAUGAUCCCCACUCUACUGCUGUGCUCCAGCUCGCUCAGUCGCUGCUCAGAGAGCAAAGAAUAUCCUCUAGAUGUCUUCGCCCCACAGGAGGUGAAAUUCCACUCCCUAGACUACAGAAAUGUCUUGCAUUGGAAGCAACAUGCCAACGCUACCAACGACCAACAAUACUUUGUCCAGUGGAAAGUAUAUGGGGAGAAGCAGUGGACCAAUGCAAAGGAGUGUCAUGGCAUCAGCCGGCUGCUCUGUGACCUGAGUAAGGAGACAUCCGACUCCAGAGAAUGGUACUACGCCAGGGUCCAUGCAGUCCACUCAGGGACCCAAUCACCAUGGGUCAUAUCCGCCAGAUUCAACCCUAAGUGGGAGACCUCUGUCAGCCCACCGACUAUGAAACUUCAUGUGACGGAGAAAGGCAUUGUGGUCCGGCUCAAGCCUCCACGCUCUCCCCACAGGAGACCUAAUGGCAGCUGGAUCAGUGUGAGGAGGCUGCAAAGAAUGUCAUUUACUAUACACCUCAUGCAAAGUGAUGUUGAGGAGGAAACAUUUGAAAUGGAGGGCUGUGCCAAACAGUUCCUGAUCUCAGAUCUGAGCCCCGGGACCACCUACUGCCUGACGGCCGAGAGUCGCUUGCACCUGCUGGGCCGUAGAAGCACCCGGAGCCCUAGGGCCUGCAUCACCACACUGUGAGAGCCAGGAUCUAAUGUCUUCCCCCAGGGGAAAAUGUAGCCCUGGAUUUCUCUGCCAAACCGGAAACUCAACAUGAUACUGUGACAAUCAAACCUCACUUGAAGUAUACACUGAUUUAUCCACUAUUACCUCAGGUACGGCACAGGGAUGCACUUUUAGGAUCCUUCACAUUUCUUUCAUCGAUAACUUUGUUGACUGUUGUACGUAAAACAAUGAGUAGACACCAAACAAUUAAACAUUGUGAUAUGUCAUCAAUAAUUAAAUUACAGCACACAUAGCAGGGGUAGGUAACUAGAUUCAGCCACGCUCUGAUUUUUGUCAGAGUGGAUGGUUGGGGUGGGUUGGAACACAAUUAUAAUAAUUUGUGCACUGCAGAUUGACCACAACUCAGCCAAAAAUGAGAUUUCCUAAAUCAAAAUCAUUUGUAGAUGAAUUCUUGGUGAUUUGAAAGUAUUAUUUUUUUAAACCAAAAACUUAACAUUUUGGGAGGACAAAAUAUUCCAUUUGCGAACUGCCUGUUGCAAAUUAAAAUGAAAGGGGGAUACCUAGUCAGUUGCACAACUGAAUGCAUUCUGCCAAAAGGUGUCUUCCGCAUUUAACCCAACCCCUCUGAAUCAGAGAGGUGUGGGGGCUGCCUUAAUCAAUGUCCACGGGAGCAGUUGUUAUUGGGGGUUAAUUGCCAUGCUCAAGGGCAGAAUGGCAGAUUUGUCCACCUUGCAGGCUCUGGGAUUUGAUUGGUCAAAAGACCAAUAAUGGGGAACAAAGAUCAGAAUUUGGCUGCCUGUGUAAACACAGCCAUAGAAUCCCAGUAAAUUACAGUCUCCUGGGUCCUGAUUACAUUGACAUGUAAUGAAUCAAUAAUUCAAAUAAUGAAUCAGUUUUACUAGCACUGGUUUUGCAGAAAGCUGCUUUUUUUAUUUGCAAUGACUGAUAUGUGGUUGUCUUACCUACCUUACUUGAAUGCACUGACUCUAAGUUGCUCUGGACAAGUGUCUGCUAAAUUACUCAUUACACUGUCUGUAUUUAAAUGCAAAUAAAACCUACUCAUUUUGCUUUGACAAACA
Molecule: messenger RNA, 1904 nt
Organism: Oncorhynchus masou masou (cherry salmon)
Lineage: Eukaryota; Metazoa; Chordata; Actinopteri; Salmoniformes; Salmonidae
Gene: il22ra2
Product: interleukin 22 receptor, alpha 2
Exons: 6
Coding region: 145-840 (231 amino acids)
Biological process (GO): cytokine-mediated signaling pathway
Cellular component (GO): plasma membrane
Molecular function (GO): protein binding; cytokine receptor activity
Source: RefSeq, a predicted model, not a curated record